AUGGCCGCGCUCCCGAGCGGUGCCGCUGGUCUGUGGCGCGGCGCACGCUGCAGCAGUCCUUGCCUCCCCCCGCCCGGGGCCCGCGCGCAGCACGGACCGCCUCGCGUGCUGGAGCCAGCCGGGCCACGGGCAUGCGGGCCGUGCUCGGUACUUGGCGUGCCUGGUCGCGACAAGUUGGUGAAGCUGGUUGAAGAGUGUAGAGACAAGUCCGGCGUGGACAGCAUUGCGUCCUACGAGUGCGACGUGUCAAACAAGAAUGAUGUGUUGGCGACUUGUAAGUCGAUAUUGGACAAGUAUGGCCAAGUCGAUGUGUUGAUCAACAAUGCCUCGACGUACGAGUGCAGUAACUUUCAAGAUUUGUCCCUUGACAGCAUCGACCACAUGGUAGACGUGAACCUCAAAGGCACGAUGUAUAUGACUCACUGCAUCUUGCCAUCGAUGAUGAGCGCGAAAGCUGGAAAGAUCAUUAUGGUGAAUAGUGUUGCGGGGACUGGCUCAUGGACAGUGCCAGGCGAAUCGAUAUACUGCGCAAGCAAGCACGGGCAAACAGGUUUCGCAUCGGCCUUGGCCAACGAGGUCCGAGAACAUGGCAUCACGGUCACAUCUUUGCACCCUGGAGGCAUCGAUACACCACUGCAGGUCAAGGCAGGAACGCCUGAUGAAGUGCGAGCAAAGUUUUUGACUGCAGAGGAUGUGGUUGACGCAAUCCAGUAUGUUGUCAACGCAGAUUCGAGGGUCUUAGUGAAGACCAUCAACUUGUGGCGCUCUGCGUUUUGGCACUAG
Molecule: messenger RNA, 783 nt
Organism: Prorocentrum cordatum
Lineage: Eukaryota; Dinophyceae; Prorocentrales; Prorocentraceae
Source: the annotation of a GenBank genome assembly